Messenger RNA from Scheffersomyces stipitis CBS 6054, 2001 nucleotides. RefSeq names its product pre-rRNA-processing protein ESF1. The record is from RefSeq and is a predicted model, not a curated record. Gene Ontology annotation, biological process: rRNA processing. Gene Ontology annotation, molecular function: RNA binding. The transcript has 2 exons. NCBI's taxonomy places the organism in Eukaryota, Fungi, Ascomycota, Pichiomycetes, Serinales, Debaryomycetaceae. Gene Ontology annotation, cellular component: nucleus. The annotation marks the transcript as partial.
AAGAAAGACAGUAAGCCCUCGGAUACCGGCAGGGACAGGCAACCUGUUACUAGUGACGACAGGUUUAAGGCUGUGCACAAUGAUCCCAGAUUCAGAUUGCCUCAGUUGAAAAAUUUCAAAGUCAAGGUCGAUGAGCGUUUCAGCAAGAAGGAAUUGAGAAAAUUGAACGCCAGUUCCAGUGGAAAAUCUGCCAGAAUCGACAGAUAUGGUAGAAAGAUCACAGCCUCAGAAGCUGAAAAAGAUCUUGACAAAUUCUAUGAACAUGAAGAAGAAUCUGGAGAAGAAGAGGAUGACAUUGCUGAUGAUAGUGACGAAAGUAAAGAAGAUGACGAAGAAGAAGACGUUGAAGACGAGUUAAGGGCCUUGGAUGAAGUUUCUGCUUUGGACAGAGCCAGAGGUGAAGGUUUGGGAUCAUCAUCUGAAAGUGAUAGUGAACCUGAAUCUGACUCUGAUUCUGAUUCUGAAUCUGAACUGGAGGAGGAAUCUGAAUCUGAAAUCGAAGACGAACAAGAAAAACCAGAAGAAGGUGAUCCGACAAGCGGAUUUGCAGUCGUGAAUAUGGAUUGGGACAACAUCAAGGCUGUAGAUUUGAUGGCUACUUUCCUUUCUUUCGUUCCAUCUGGAGGAUCUAUCAAGUCUGUAACUAUAUAUCCAUCUGAGUUUGGCAAAGAACAGAUGCAAAAAGAAGAGAUUGAAGGUCCACCAAGAGAAUUGUUCAAAAGCAAAAAGAAUAAGAAGGAAGAAGAGUCAGACUCUGACAGUGACUCUGACAUCGACCUUGAUGUUAACAACAGAGAGGACAUGGAAAAGGCUACUCGUAAGCUUUUUGAAGAAGACGACGGUGAAGAAGAUUACGAUAGUAAGGCUCUUCGUCGUUACCAAUUGCAACGAUUAAGAUACUAUUACGCUGUGGUCAAGUGUGAUUCUGUAAACACAGCCAAAAGCAUUUACGACAACUGCGAUGGUACUGAAUAUGAAUCCACUGCAAACAUCUUUGAUUUACGAUACGUUCCUGAUGAUAUGGAAUUUGAUGAUGAGAGUAAAGAUGAGUGCACCAAGAUUCCAUCCAGUUACAAGCCAGAUUCUACAUUUGUCACCGAUGCAUUGCAACAUUCCAAAGUCAAGUUGACCUGGGAUGAAACACCAAAGGAAAGAUUGACAUUGUCUUCGCGACCAUUGUCUCAAAAAGAAAUCGAGGAAAUGGAUUUCAAGGCAUACUUAGCUUCUGAUACGGAUGGAAGCGAGAAUGAAGAAGAAGAUAAAAGAGAAGCAAAGGACAAAUACAAGAACCUCCUCGGAGGUAGUUUCAACUUUAGUGGAGGAGCCAAAUCUGAUGGCGAAGAUGACGUCGAUAUGGAAAUUACUUUCGACCCAGGCAUGAAGGAAGCAGAACAAAAAGAAGAAAAUGAUGGUGAAGAACAAGAAUCCACAAUAGAUGCUUACAGAAGAAAGGAGAAGGAACGUCGUCAACGUAGAAUGGCCAAGUUCAAGGGAACUAAGGCAGCCGAAAAGGAUGAAACUGAUGUAAAAGAAAGUGAAACAAAGAAGUCCAAGAAUAGGAAACACAAUAAAAAACCACAAAUUGACGAAAAGUCGAAGGCUGAAUUAGAGUUGAUCAUGAUGGAUGAAAAUAACGAAUCUAAGAAUGAGGAACAUUUCAACAUGAGAGAUGUGAUCAAAUCUGAGAAGCAGAAGAACAAGAAGGGCAGGAAGAGUAAGAACAUCGACACUGAGAUGACUCAGGACAAUUUCCAUGUCGACUUGAACGAUCCUCGUUUCUCUGAAGUUUUCGAGAAACAUGAUUUCGCUAUUGAUCCAACCAACAGUGAAUUCAAAAAGACUGAUACAAUGAAGAAGAUUUUGAAGGAACGUUCCAACAGAAAGCGUGGACACUCUUCUAUGGACAAAAGUCAAUAUAAGAAGUCUAAGAAGGAUUCUUAUAAACAGAGCCAAGAAAAUGGCUCCGAAGUUGGAUCAUUGGUCAAUAAGAUCAAGCAAAAA